Messenger RNA from Populus trichocarpa (black cottonwood), 850 nucleotides. Its product is annotated as protein yippee-like. The transcript has 6 exons. Bases 197 to 589 code for a protein of 130 amino acids. Gene Ontology annotation, cellular component: ubiquitin ligase complex. The record is from RefSeq and is a predicted model, not a curated record. NCBI's taxonomy places the organism in Eukaryota, Viridiplantae, Streptophyta, Magnoliopsida, Malpighiales, Salicaceae.
UAAAAAAGGAAAAGAACCGUAGAAUACACGUCUUGUCAGCUUUCCACUUUUAGCAGAAAAGGGUAAUGUAACGGUGGAUGGCUUCUCCUCUCCUCUCCUACCGGUCUACGUUUCUUAUAUAGCAUGCAAUAACAACAACUCUAUUUCGAAGCAAACACUGAAAGAGAUUUUUGUUGAAGGAUCUGUUUGUGAGGACAUGGGCAGGCUGUUUGUAGAGAGUCUUGAAGGGAGGAUCUAUAGUUGCAAGCACUGCAGGACUCAUCUUGCUCUUUAUGAUGAUAUUGUUUCAAAGUCUUUCCACUGCAGGCAUGGGAAAGCUUAUCUCUUCAAGAAGGUAGUGAACGUCUUUGUGGGAGAGAAGGAAGAGAGAAUCAUGAUUACCGGGCUGCAUACUGUUGCUGACAUUUUCUGUGUUGGGUGUGGAUCAAUUGUGGGCUGGAAAUAUGAGACUGCACAUGAAAAGAGCCAGAAGUACAAGGAAGGAAAAUCUGUCCUUGAGCGGUUUAAGGUGUCUGGUCCCGACGGAAGCCAUUAUUGGGUGAAUCAUGAACACCACCACAUUGGUGGAAGCGAUGCAGAUGAUGUUUGAUUAUCCAUCUUGUCGUUUCGAGUUGUACAUACUUCUCUCUUCUGAUGUUCCUGGUUUAGCUAUGAAAAACUGAAACCAUCAUUUGGACAGCUCUUUCAACUAGCUUUCAAUAAUUGAUUCCAAACUUGGAAUGUUGAUUCUGAUGAAUCCAUUCCCAGUUUCAUAUGCCAGUUCAUGUGCGUGACAGUUGUUGAAUCUCUCAUUGCAAUUACAAGGGUGAUUUGCUGGUAUAAAUCAACCCUGUGAUUGUUCAUUGCAUAA